AUGCUUUUUCUGUUUCUUCUAUUCAGCUAUUCCUGGUGGAAUGGUCCACAUGAAAUGGUUGCCCGUGUAUCAUGGAAUGACCUUACCGACAGGCAACAAAAGAUUAUAUACAAAAUUCUUUUAACUUGGCCAGACGAACAAAAGCUUUUUACUAAUUGUGGCAGCUGGCUUGACGAAAUUGCGGCAAAAUAUAAUCGUGGGACUGAUUUAAUUUCUCAUUUCAAGCCAUGGCACUUUGUUGAUUUCCCAUUAAUUGAUGGUUGUGAAAAUUUCGAAGAAAAAGACACACCAUUUGUUUACAACAUUACUUCUGCACUCAAUCACAUUAUUUCAAGCUUCUUAGAUCCAACAACUAAAAGCUUAUGGGCAAUUAACUUCGAUAUUCGUAUGUUAUUACAUUUAGUAGCUGAUGUUCACACACCAGUUCAUUGUAUUGAUCGAUACACUCCUAGUUCUGGCACUUGCAAAGCAGAUCACGGUGCCAAUUUUUUCUCUCUUUCCUUGUCUAUCAACGGAAAGAAUCUUCACUCUCUUUGGGACUCUGCAGUUUAUGCUUAUCCGACCGGAUCAUUCUCCGAGGAAAUGGUUCAAAAGCUUAUUUUUGAAUACAAAGAUAAAAUUCCGGAAGAUUCAUACGUUCAAAACAUGAACGUUACUGCUUGGGCCCUGCAUUCAUAUGAGAUUGCUAAGGAAUAUGUUUACAAUGGCCUAAAGCUGAAUCAAUAUGUUGGUGAAAACGAUGCUUACGUAACUAGAGCACAGCCACAAGCAAAGGCACAAAUUAUUUUGGCAUCAAAGAGAAUGGCAUAUAUUAUUGACCAAUUUGUCAAAAAGUUGGAUGCUCCUGCUCCUACUCCUGUUCCUACUACUCCUGUACAAGAAAACCAAACAAAAUCAGAAACAAAGGAACAGAAGAAGACAAAGUAUCCAGCUCCUAAGUUAUUUAUUGACAACUACCAAAAUACAGCCUUUAAAUUCGCUGCUUUAAUUGUUGAUGCAGUUUUGACAAUUGUUACUGUUCUUUACCUCAUGCUUCUCUUCGUAUUCCCAGAUCAGGGUAAGCCACUCGCAAGCCUUCGUUCAGAACAAGCUUCAGAACUUUUGCAAUCUCUUAUUUAG
Messenger RNA from Trichomonas vaginalis G3, 1119 nucleotides. Its product is annotated as S1-P1 nuclease domain-containing protein. Gene Ontology annotation, biological process: DNA catabolic process. Lineage: Eukaryota; Parabasalia; Trichomonadida; Trichomonadidae. The transcript has a single exon. Gene Ontology annotation, molecular function: nucleic acid binding; endonuclease activity. The coding region runs from base 1 to 1119 and encodes 372 amino acids. The record is from RefSeq and is a predicted model, not a curated record.